UUUGAUAAAGAUGGCGCUGAAUUUGUUUUUUCCUGCUGUACUGCUUUUAUUUUCCUUUACAGUCAUAAAUACUAAUAGCAUUGAUGGGUGUAUUGUAGGGGGAACAGAAUGUUUUGAAUUUAAUGUAUUAAAAGAUCGAACAGUUGACCAUGUUUCGGUGAAAAGUGAAUAUGAUGAUGAUGACGAGCCUUAUUAUUGGAAGAUUUACUGCUUUAAAGGACUUUCAGAGUCGGUCAUUUUCUUGUGGGUGAAUCCUGUGAUGAAACUUAAUUUUAGUCAUGUACCAAGUCAUUUUAAGACAGUCCGGGGAAAAACUGUACAGGAAGUCAAAGAUCAAAGAGAUUCCUUCAGCCCGGUAUACAGUGUCCUCCAAAAGUUGAGACUGGUUGUUCAGAGAGAGGUGGAAGAAGUACCAUUUAUUGCUUUUAACCAGAGCUGUAUUGGUGUCCAGUCAGACACACCAUUCACUGUCAAAUUUUUAAUCAAAAAUUUGGAACCCUGGCUUUUGGCCUCUCUAGGAUUUGGAAUUAUCCUCUUCUUAUCAGCAGGAAGUUGGAGUCACAAUGUGAAGCUGCACUACGGUUUUGGUGUCGGGGUUGGAGUGAUGGCGUCCCUCCUCGUGAUAGCGUUUGUGAUGAGCAGGAUGUUUCCUCAGAGCCUUAGGAAACUUGGUUAUGUACUGAUGGCAAUAGGAUGUUCUACCUACAUGUACUUAUGGACGUACAUUGUACAACAUUUUUACGAGACCUCCUCCAGUUUGUUUGGCAUGUAUUGGCAAUGGAUUGUGGGAUACGUCCUAGUCUCAGCCCUCGUCAGUUUCGCCCUCUGUUAUCGCUACGGUCCAGUGACUGAGCCUAGGACACUGAAUCUGAUCAAGUGGUGUUUACAGUUGAUUUCGUUGGUAUUCAUCUACAAUGGUACACAGAUCCGAGAGGCAUCUGUAGCCAUUAUUGUGACUUUGAUUACUUUGUAUAACCUUCCUGCUGGAUUAUUUGACAACAGGUUUACUAGAUAUAUUAGGUACAGACUUUUCAAACCCAAGAUCAAGCUCCUGACUGAACAAGAAUACCAGCAACAGGGCUUUGAGGAGACAAAGAAAGCCCUUGAGGAACUCAGGAGUUUCUGUCAGAGUCCUGAUUGUAACAAGUGGAAGACCAUCAGCUCACUCAGUAACCCUCGCAGAUUUGCUGAUUUUGUGGAGGGUCGAUCCUGGCACGUGACAGACGAUGAAUUGCUGGAAUAUGACAGCGGACCAGACGUGACUCCCGCGACGGACGAAGACAGUGACCAGGAAAUACAGAAUGCAGAAAACAGCCAACCAGACGCAGAAAACAGCUCACCAGACUCAUCUCAGGGACCCAUCCCCGAGAUAGACUCAGAGGAGGAGGAUCGAGCGGGAGGCAACACGUCCGACCAGAGCAUAGACGGCCCUCCAUUGUCCUGAUAUGGUUCUACUCAGUAAUUUAGAUUUAAGAACAAAUUGUUAGAAUCAAGUGUGUUGUGAAAGGCAAAAGUUGCAGAUUUAUCCUGUAAAAAUACUCAUGCAUAAUUAUGGAGAACAUGACAAAGUUUAUUGUAAUAUGACUAGAAUAAUAAGCUAUAGUAUGAAUUGAGUAUGUUGAAAGUUGAAACAUUGACUGUGUUUGUGAGUUGUAGUUUGGACAUGUUUGGUCAUAACUGCAGAUUGUAUGGGAAAUGAAUAUUUCCAUUAACUUUUGAUUGCUUAGUGUGUAUAGAAGAUUUCGAAAUGAAAUAAGUUUGUGUAUUUAGAGUGAACAUCUUCCUUUGAUAUGAUUGGGAAUUGAUUAUGAAACGUUUGAAUAUUUUGUAUGGGGACUUCAAUUUAAUGUUAUUUUUAUUAAUUUUUUGAAUUCACUUACCUGUAUAUGGUAAGUCAAUUUUCUCAUGGACAAAAAUUUAGAUAUACAUGUAUCAGAACAACAAUUUUCCUAAAUUUGAAUGAGAUGGAGAUCAUGAGAAACUAAACUGCAUGCAUGCUGUCAGGAAUUGAAGUGAAAAUAAGAAAGUGCUUACUCAUAAGUAUUAUGUGUUCCAGUUUUGUUUUUUGCCUAAACAGAGUCAUGUCAGAGUGAGCUUUUUCAUGAUCACUGAUUGCCCAUUGUAAAUAUUUAACAUAAUCUUUUGAGAGAGGCAAAGCCAUUAUAUAAAGCAUAUCAUUCUGUUAUUUUAAGUAGCCUUUUGCAGUGUAGAUUCAGUUUGAUCAUGAGAUUAGGAUUGUAAAGAAAAAAAAACAUUCUAAAGAAAAAAUAAUUAUUAAAAGUAAGGGGUGGGUUCAGAAUGCAAAUACCAAGGUACAUAAGAAUUUACAAGAAAUCUGCAAACUCAGAGAAAUCAGGGUAAAAUGCAAGUUAUAUAUAUCUAUGUGGAAAGCAGAUUCAUGAACAAUAAAAAAGGUAACAAUUUAUAUAAAGUUAACAUUAUAAGUUAGAUUUGUUGAAAUCAUAUUGGCUUCAAUUUAAGGGGGAAAUAAAUUUUGGUUGUAUUAUUAUUUUUUUUUAAUUUAUUCUCAAAAAGAAGAUGUUCAGUCAGGUAUGCAGUGUUGCCCACGGAUUCUAGUUUGUCCAAAUACCAAAUUUAAAGUUUUAAUUUGAAGAUUUGUAAAGCUUUAAAUAAGGUUAUUAAAUACACUGUAAUGCAAUUUUUCCCGGUUCUCUUAGAAUUCUAGAUUAUACUGUACGUACUGUAUAAAUUGUAUCAGUUGAUGAUCCUUUUUUAAUUUUCGUCUAUAAUGCAAUCGGCAUUUGAACAUAUAAGUAUACAUGUAUAAAUGAUAUACUAGUAGUUCAUCUGUUUGAAAAAAAAAAGAACUGUAGGUAUUGCAUAUUAAAAACCAUUGUACAUAUGUAAAUAAAACGAUUUUAUAUCAUUAAAAAAA
Molecule: messenger RNA, 2896 nt
Organism: Saccostrea cuccullata (small rock oyster)
Lineage: Eukaryota; Metazoa; Mollusca; Bivalvia; Ostreida; Ostreidae
Product: nuclear envelope integral membrane protein 1-like
Exons: 8
Coding region: 11-1444 (477 amino acids)
Cellular component (GO): nuclear envelope
Source: RefSeq, a predicted model, not a curated record